UCCGUCCCCUCCCAUUUAUUAUUACCUCCCGGUAGUUAGGCACCAAAGAGUAGCGAUGGCUACUAAAUAAAAAAUAGAUUCUUGGCAUCCUGUAAACUUUUCUGAUAUCUACUGAACUUGACAGUAUGUACAUUUUCCCCGUUUCAUCUUCUUCCCAUGAUAGGCAGCCAAAAUGUUUUACAUUACAUUAAGUUACGUGUCAAUUAAAGGAAUGGGUAUAUAAACUUUUCUAAAGUUUUGUGGAGUAAAUUAUCAUUUAUAUUUUAGAAAAUGGAGACCGAAAAUAUUUUCAAACAAAAAAAAGGUGAACUGUGUGAAGGGGAAGAAGGAGUUGAGCAGGAGACAGAUAAAAUGGAUACAGAACAAAGCUUCCGAAGUGUUGUGGAGGAGAUGGAUGAGGUAGAAAGCGGAGAAUCCUCAGCGGGGGAAGAGAAGGAAGUCGAAAAAGACAAAAAAAGAAAAAGGAAGGAGCAGCAGGUGGAAGUUGUGGUCGGGGGAAGGAAGAAGAUGCUGCCAUACCAAAAAAAAUUUGGCGCUAUGAAGCGCCAAAUCUCAAAGACGUUUAAAAUCAAAAGAAAAUCCCCAUUCACAAUGGUGAAUGGGGACAGGGAAAGAUUGAAGGAAAUAAGACCAGGGAUGACAAUUAUAAUCCAAUUUUUAGAAAGACCAAAGAAAGCACAAAAAAGCCCUGAAAAAGGGUCAAAAUACAUAUUUCUUGCGGGGAGCAGACCUGUUUUUCAUCGUUGACAUUUUUUGUUCGUUGUUUAGUUUAGUUUUCUAGUUUGUUUAGGUGUUUAUGUUUAUUUUAUAAAUUUGUUGUUCAUUGUAAAUUGUAUAUACAGUUAAAGAUGGUUUUAUGUGUUGUUGAUAUAUUAUUGUUAGAACGAAAUUGUGGACAUUCAUGUUCUUUUGUCUUCCGUGCUAUAACGAGCUUGUGCAAUAUUGUUGUUUCUGUCAUACAUUGAUUGAGAACUGUUUUAAAUGCUUCAUGCAAGUUCAAUGACCUCGUAUUAUAUCAAAAGGAAUAAGAUAUAAUUUCAAUGAGCUAUGCAAGUUAAAUGGUUUAAUGACCUUUACUGAUUAUAACUGUUCACAAAAAUGGGGGUUUAUUUGCCCAUCCCAUGUUAGACAUCAAUAUACAUUGCACAAAAUGAAUGAUAUCAUUGGAGCAAAUCGAAUGAUAGUAAUGGUUUUGGUUUUACUUUAGAAAUCGAUGUUUGAAUGAUGUUUCCAUUUUUUGUAAUGCAGUGUCGAAGAGGCCCGGCCCCUCAUUUUGUGUUUCAAUUUCUAGGAUUUAUUGUCAUAGCUCUCAAACGGUCUUGAGUAUGUUAGGGGCCAAUGGCUCAUUUGCAAGGAUUUUGCAAGGGGAAUUUUUUAGAUUGGGUGGGCUGUGAUGUGAUAGUGACGUCUUGAAUAGUCUUGAAUUUCAAGGAAUUUUUUUAAAUUAAUUGGUUCAAUGCAUGUUGCACAUCAAAAUGAAUAACACCAAAUAAAAGAUCUCACCAAAGCGAUUCAAACGGUGGUAACGGUUUUGGUUUCACUUCAGAAAUUGAUGUUUUUUAUGAUGUUUUGAAUUUUUUUAUAAUGCUUUGUCCAUGUGGCCCGGCCCUCCAUUAUACAUUGCAAUUUCUAGGCAUUCUUGUCAUAAAUCUCAAACGGUAUGGAGUAUGUUAGGGGCCAAAGGCUCAUUUUGAAGGGUUUUGCAAUUGGAAUUUUUUGGGUGAUUACCUUCUGGAUUGGGCGUGACUGUGAUAUCAUAGUGACGUCAUAGUUUUUAAUUGCCAGGUCUUUUGAAGGAUUAUUUUAUUGAAUAUAUGUUGCACAUCAAAUUGAA
Rhopilema esculentum is the source of this 1834-nucleotide messenger RNA. The record is from RefSeq and is a predicted model, not a curated record. NCBI's taxonomy places the organism in Eukaryota, Metazoa, Cnidaria, Scyphozoa, Rhizostomeae, Rhizostomatidae.